UAUUAUGAUAGAUUAGAAAUACGCUUAGAAAUAUCAGAAGUCAGUUUGACGAGCAACUGACUGGAACUUUCUCUCUAUUUCGUGAGCUGCCCAAGACGAGGGCAAAGGGACAAACUGAGACAGUGAAAGACUAAACCCCCAGCCAUGGGGAGGAUGGGCAUCACCCUACUUGCCCUCCUCAGCCUGGUUGCGGUGGUAGUGGGGCAGACGACAGAGGCACCGAUGAGGUGCCAGUUCCCGCCGGAGUGGAGCGUUCAGCAGGAGUCUCCCAUGGAGAUGAACCGCGGCAAUGUCACAGUGGUGGCAUUGCUGCAGGCCAGUUGAUCAUUCUGUCUCCGGCAGGCAGAGGGGCUGGAAACCCUACGUCAGCACUAUGUCAGGCACGGCUUGGACGACAUUUUGUUCAUGACGGUCAAUUCCAAACCUUGGCAUGCGCGGGCAUCGGUUAACCAACUCCGGCAGAGGAUCAACUUCCCUCUGUACCAGGCCACCAGCAGUAACGACAUUUGGAGCAUCCUCGGAGGGGGGAAAGACGACUUCUUCGUCUAUGACAGGUGUGGUCGCCUAACAUACCACAUCCCCUUCCCGCAGAGCUCUCUCCAUUACCCCAUCAUACAGCAGGCCAUCAUCUCAACCUAUUACGACAACCCAUGUGGUGACUGUCCUAACGACGACACCGCAGACGAUGUGAUUCGUCAUCACAGUCGUGGCCGAGAGAGAAAUCGCACCCCUGGAGGACACAGAUUGCGUCAUCGCCAUCCCAUUGACAUUGGGGUGAAGGUCGAAGAAGGUCACCAAGUAAUCACCAAAGACAAUCAAGGAAACCAGCGCCGGUGACAGUGACGUCACAACUGUACCCAAGUGUCAUCUGCUCAAAAUCAAACUGAUUUGGCAGCAGGCGACACAAGGUUUAGGUGAUUGUGUCGGGCUGCAUCUUCUCAGGAAGAUGUGGACCAACCCAGGCGAUGUUCCUGAAAUCAGAGGGGCACCAAUGUCCAUCAGAGGUGCACCUGACAGAACAGUAACGAGGCUAUCAGGCGACAGUGUCGGUGACAUGGGAGAUCACGCAGAAGGUGCAUGUGCGAUUUGUCAGGUUCAGAGGUCAAGAACAAGUGAUCUUGAUUGACAUCUGACCUGGCUGUAUCGCCGGUGAUCUCUUGACCCUGUGAGGACAGAGCUGCCGCGACCUCUCAAUGAUCUUGCCAGACAGGUGGGGUCAACGUCGAGUCCUGCCAAUGACAAAUAGGAGGAAAUUCUCUAGACUCCUGACAGUGACAAGACCAGGCUGGGCAAACCCAGUGACAGUGACGAUCAGGUCACAGCGCUGUCCAACAGAGCUGACAGUGUCGAUCAAAGAAUGACCUGGGACAAUCUGCUUGCCAAUGACAACCAUCUACUCAGUGACAGUGACAACAAAGCACUGGGGGAGACGGAAGUAGCUGCCAGUGACCAAGCGCCAAUGGUUUGAGUAACUGACAGUGACAGCAGGGACAUGGUCAGGGGAAAGUCUGCCAGUGACCAAACAAGUCGUUCCAGAACUGCCGAUGACGUCAGGGUGAUGAAGUUGGACGGAGAACCUGAGAAUGACGGUCCUUAGGAAGCACUUGACAGUGACAGCCCGGAGGCCGUAGUGACUCCGAGUCCUGCCAAUGACAGCAGGGGCCGACAACCACGUCUAACUGACAGUGACAGUCUGGACAUGGGUCUGGGAAGACCUGACAGUGUCAGAAUACAUCAAUUGGUCAGUGCCAGUGACGAGCAACUGGUCGGUUCUCUGAGAGGUCCUGAUUGUGCCAGCCUGAGGUCAGAAGCAGAUGAGAAUGUCAACCAGGUCGACGGAGUGAUACCGAGUCAUGUCAAUGACAGGAACAGGCCGUUCAGAAAUCAUCUGAAUGACAGUGACAUACUCAGUCAGGUCGAUGACAGUGACGAACGUCCUCACUGAGCAACUGCCAGUGACAGGGUCAGGGAGGUAACCAGCUGUGACAGUGACAGUCUGAAGUACGCAGUCCUUCUCUCAAGAGCUGACAGUGACAAGGUGCAGGUCAGGGGCAACGGUCUUGACAGUGACAACACCAGGCGUCCCAGGGUUGCUCAUGAGGUACAUCAGCCUCUUGACAGUGAGGAUGACAAGGACAGUCACAGCCCUCAACUUCGAACACUGGUCUGAGACAAGACUGAUCUUGACAAGGACAUAAUAGUCAGCAGACUCUCCAGCAAAACUGCCGGUGACAGGCAAACAGAGAGAUGCAUUCCUGACAGUGUGGGGAUGCCCUUUCACUACAUGUAGCUAGGUGACAAUGACGUGACGUCCAAGAUGUGACUGGUAGGUCUACUACUCGACCCCGGAAUCAGAACUGACAGUGACAGUGACAGCAGGGACAGAGGUGACAGUGACAAUGAGGACAGUCUAAUUCUAACUAGACAGCUUCUCGGGUGUUUUUGUAGAAGAAAGGUCUUCAAAACUUUUGAUUUUAAUUGAUUGUUACACUAGCUUUGUAAGUGAACAAAACCAUUUGGAAAUCAGAGCAAUGCGACCCAAGACCAUCACCGUGGAUGAAGUACACAUUGUUGUAUAUCUAUUCUGUUGCAAAACGUUUCGCACUAAUUUGAAAGAGGGUCAAUUGUCAAAUUAUUCCACAUAAUCCUUUCACAAAGAACAAAGGCACAAGACCAACAAAAGCCUCAUAACAAAGUCCAUUCCUUCUGGUUUCAUUCACUUUCAAAAGCUCGUGAUUGAAGCACCUGUGAGGAUUCGUCACAACCACUAAGGUCAUGACGGCUCCUGACAGGUAUUACAGUAAACAAAUCAUAAAUCAAUCAGAGAACCUCGGAAAGACGCUCUAUCCUUGUGUCUCCUCCUGCAGCUAAUGAAGGUAACUGGACAAAACCACUGGUCUCCGGUUACUGGAACAACGUGCACGAUCUCGACACUGGGACAGGAAUCUUUCCGUGGUUUGAACACUGUUUGUACAUAGUAGCUAGUUUGAACUUAGUUGCAGAUAUGCUUCUUUAAUAGUGCUCAAGAGAUACUCUCUCCACACCAUGUUCUUCUGGAACGACCAUGCCUUUGGUGAACUUUGUGCCAAAUUUUGGACUAAUUGCUCCAAUUAGUUUUUCCAGCCAUUUCAUUUGUGUCAUAUUAUGAAAAUUCAUAUCCCAAGACAAUUUUUGUCAACCUAGGACAACCACCGUGGCAGGAGCUGCUCUGCGCGUCUGCUUCCAUCGGUUUUAUACCUAGAUCUGACAAGCUGCCAAAGCUGCUGUGAUAUUGUUUAAAGUACUGUUACCAAGGUAACAAACUUCAUUAACUGUAGAUAUGCAACAGGAAAAAGGGAACAUUUAUAUUGCAAAUUUUCGUCCAAAAACAGCAGUUAUAUUCCUCACUUCUGCGGGUGGGGGACAAAUAUUGAUGUAAAAAACCCAGAUAUCUUUAUCAACGACAUUUAAUUUUUUUAGUUUGGAUUCCAGAAUUUGAUUUUUCAUCUAAAUAAUUUGAAGCAAUAGCAUUCCUUCAGCUUUCAAUUAGCUUGUAGUAGCAUUGCUUUUAGAUGCGUAGGAUAGUCUCCAAGGACAAGACGCACUCUCCAAACUCAGAGUAUUGAUAGCAUGUCCAUUGGAUUAUUCAUUGGUCAAACAUGCUUUUAUUUUGAAGAGCUUCGUAUCAAUCCUUGCUUUGUUGAUUAAGCCAUUUUGCAUGCCAUUAAAAUGCAAAAAAAUUAUGUAUUUACAAAAAAGGAUCGGGGGUGGUUACAGGACAUGUGAAUGAAUUAGACAAGGACACUGACUACUUGAUCACAACCUUACCAUUAAAUGAGGUAAUGUGACCAUGAAUAUAUAAAGAAGAGUCUUUAUCUAUUCUUGAAAUGACCAACUAUCAUGUUAUAGCUUAUUCAAAAUGUAACAUAGAACAGGUCAAAUAUCCAUAAAGAAACUUAAAUCAGGAACACCUAAUUACACGGAGAUGGAUGUGUCUCAUUUUUCUGUCCUGGCGUGCCUGUGUCAAAUUCAUUCAGAUGCCCUGGAAUGGCAAGGAUUAUGAAAGGUGUUUGGGAGGUUGUUUGAGUUACAGGGGCAACAGUCUGAACUGACUAGGGUUCCUCAAUGAAAGCUCAACAGGAAAUCGGAAGAACUGUUCUGCUGGAUUAGCUUUGGAACACUAACCAUCAAGAUUGUAUGUCCCUGGAACUCAGACGAUUUCAAAAAUACACUGAAUGUAACAGAAUUAUGUACCAAGCUUAAAUGAGUAUUAACAUGCUCUUUAUUCCUGUUAGGAGGCAUACACAGGAAGCAAACAUGUUGUGUGUGUAUAGAACAGUAACAUGUGUAGAUUUGUAAAAAAUGCAAAAUAAAAAUAUCAUGUCUCAAAA
Lineus longissimus is the source of this 4370-nucleotide messenger RNA. RefSeq names its product selenoprotein Pb-like. Gene Ontology annotation, biological process: selenium compound metabolic process. The transcript is spliced from 5 exons. The record is from RefSeq and is a predicted model, not a curated record. Gene Ontology annotation, cellular component: extracellular region. NCBI's taxonomy places the organism in Eukaryota, Metazoa, Nemertea, Pilidiophora, Heteronemertea, Lineidae. Gene Ontology annotation, molecular function: selenium binding.